Messenger RNA from Triticum aestivum (bread wheat), 3735 nucleotides. Its product is annotated as putative disease resistance RPP13-like protein 1. The transcript has 3 exons. Gene Ontology annotation, molecular function: ADP binding. Lineage: Eukaryota; Viridiplantae; Streptophyta; Magnoliopsida; Poales; Poaceae. Gene Ontology annotation, biological process: defense response to other organism. The record is from RefSeq and is a predicted model, not a curated record. The coding region runs from base 285 to 3287 and encodes 1000 amino acids.
AAAUAGGCUGUUGGACAGUUGGAAAAACUUUCCCUUCACUCUCGCCGGCCCCUACACGCGCAGCAGCGGCGCUAUGGUCUCGGCCAUUCCAUUUCCGGCCACCGCUCCGCUGCCGGAAACCUAGACACGCCGACCGCCUCCAGCCGCUGAACGCCGUCCCGGGCCUCCUCGUCACACGGAAUCGACCGCCAUCAGCCAAGCAUCUCCGGACCUUCAGCCGCCGGAUUUGACCUGACCCUCACCGCUUUCGGCCAAGCAAAUCGCCCGAUGAGUUGCGUCUUCUAAUGGCGGAUCCGGUGUCGGCUGCUGUCGCUGUUGGGUGGGCCAUGAAGGCCGCUGGGUGGGUCGCCUCGCCCAUCAUCUCUGAGCUUUACAAGAAGGCCUCCUCCGUCCUCAACUUGGAUGCUUCGGGGAAGCUCAAGGAACUGGAGCCAAAGAUUUUGCUGCUACAGCGCGUGAUGGAAGUAGUUGAGGAGAGCCCUUACAGGCCUUGUCUGGAGCAGCUGUUCAGCGAUCUGAAGUCUGCUUUCUACGAAGCAGAGGACAUCUUGGAUGAUGUUGAGUAUUACCGUCUCGAGAAACAGAUACAAGAUGACUAUCUCAAGUUAGAGGUGGCCACGCCUCGACGGAACAAGAAUCGUGUGAAGAAGCUCUUGAAGUCUGCCGUGAAAAAGUGCAAUGCCCUGAAAGAUGAGCAGUGUGGCAUGUCAAAAAUCGAGUUGAAGCAGAGCCUAGAAAAAAUAGAAAAGGUCAUAAAUGAUGCAUGUGGAUUUUUUGAACAGAUGAACUUUACAAACAAAAGUAACACUAAUCUGACCAAACCUGCCAACUCACGAGGUGCAGUCACUACGGCGAGGCCUCCAUCUGUGGUCAUCGGACGAGAUAAAGAUUGUGAUAACAUAGUAGCAAUGCUUCAUGAUAAGGAAGAAGGUGCUCAACCAGACACCAAGAGUGUUCAAUGUUAUUCCGUAAUCGGCAUUCAUGGCAUCGGUGGUUCUGGGAAAUCAACCCUUUCACAACUUGUUUGUGCCCGUGAGCAAAAGGAUGGUCAUUUCAACCUUGUUAUGUGGGUUCACGUUUCUCAGGAUUUUAGUGUGGAUACCAUUUUCGGGCAGAUGUCUGAGGCCGCUAGCAGGACCCCGUGCCCUCAGUUCAAUAAUCUUGACACCUUACAAACUAAUUUGGAGAAGGUACUGCAUGGAAAACGGUUCCUCUUGGUACUAGAUGAUGUUUGGUACAAUAAUAGAGAUGUGAGGCAGUAUGAGAAGCUGCAACAGAUACUUUCACCGCUGAACGCUGGAGAAGCAGGAAGCAAGAUCCUGGUGACUAGCCGAACUAAAGAUGCAUUGAUAGCUCUGGGUGCUGCAGAGCAGAGAUGUAUUCCCAUGUCAGUCCUAGGUGAAGAUGUCUUCCUGAAAUUGUUCAAGCACUAUGCAUUUCACAACGUGUGCGUUGCUGCUGAUGACCGAAUAAGACUCGAAGACAUCGCAACUCAGAUUGCAAAAAAGCUAAAGGGGUCGCCUCUAGUGGCCAAAAUUGUUGGAGGGCAGCUACGUAUGAGGCCAAACAUUGAUUACUGGAGAAUUUCGCGAGAUGGGAACCACUUGGAUGACACCAUGGGAGCUCUGUGGUGGAGCUACCAACAUCUUGAUGAACAGGUCAGACAAUGCUUCGCUUACUGCAGUAUUUUUCCUCGGAGACGUCAGUUGGAACAACAUGAGUUAGUUAAGCUUUGGGCUGCAGAAGGGUUUGCUAGAAGUAGCGAUGAAGGGAAGGAUUCAGAAGAUGUUUGCCAGGGAUACUUUGAUGUACUAGUGUCAGCCUCAUUUCUGCAACAUGGAGUAGGGAAGUACUCCAGUAAAACGGACACUUAUAUAGUUCAUGAUCUGUUGCUUGAUUUAGCGGAUAAGGUCGCUGGAAGUGAUUGUUUCAGAACUGAGAAUCGGUGGAAAAGGUCAGGAGAUAGCUGGACAAUGGAAGGAUGUGAAGAUGAAGUUCCCCCAGACAUCCGCCAUGUUUUUGUUCAGACCUAUGGUUCAGAAUUGAUCAAUGAGAAAAUAUGUAAAUUGGACAACCUGCGCACUCUCAUCAUUGACAGUGCAGAAGGGAGAACACCAGUUGAGGAGAAAGUCCUCAAGAGUCUGUUUGUGAGGCUAAGGAAGUUGCGGGUGCUUACCGUAGCUAGUGAUCAAGGUAUGUUGUCAGUCCCAGAAUCUAUUGGUCAGCUAAGGCAUCUACGGUAUCUUGCUUUUAUGACCAGAUAUGGUUCAGACAGCAGGCUGGUUUUACCAGGCACUUUGACCAAGCUUUACCACAUGCAGGUUCUAGAUUUUGGUAACAUUAGCGAUUUGGUGUUUGGCUCGUGUGAAGAUAUGUUUAGUCUCAUCAACUUGCGACAUAUAAUCCGAGUGCCGUUUCGGGAAAUUCGAAGCAUUGGCAGGCUGACAUUACUUCGAACGCUGGAAACAUUUGAAGUAAGAGAGGAACAAGGGUGCGAGUUAAAGCAACUCAGCGACCUAAACCAGCUUUGUGGCAAACGGACUAUCUUGGGCCUCCAAAAUGUUGAAAGCCAGCAGGAAGCUCUUGAAGCCAACCUAGCCGAUAAAGAAGGGCUCAGAACAUUGGAACUGUGGUGGAAUUAUGAUGAGAGAGCAGAGUUAAAAGAAAAGGAAGUUCAGACAGAGGUACUAGAGGGUCUAUGCCCACCGAAGCUUCUCGAAUCACUGACCAUAUACUGCUACGAUGGUUUGAGAUACCCAAGUUGGAUGAUGGGUAGGCACAAUGGUGGCCCAAAGUAUCUGAGCACACUCAGCCUGCACUGUUGCAGCACAGAACUUGGCCCAGAACUUGGUGGGUUUUGCCCUCACCUCCGUUCACUCUAUAUCUUCGGUUGCAGCUGGGACACCUUGCCAGACAAAAUGGAGCACCUGACGUCACUGAAGGUCCUGGGCCUCGAUCGCUGCCGGAAUAUUCGGUCGCUUCCAAUGCUGCCGCAGUCUCUUGAGUGCUUCAGACUCAGUCGCUCCAAUGAGAUGUUGACGAGUUCGUGCAGAACAGUUAGAGAUCCCAAUUGGGAAAAGCUUCAGCACGUUCCUGAAGUAUAUGUUGAAGGUAAAUCAAGUCACUCGCACAAUAAUAUAUCAUUUGGUGUGUGUUGCAUAGCAUCACCAUAUAUAUCUUCCAUGUCAAGAGUUGUUAGAUCGUUUCUUAAUCAGUUUGCUAAACUGGCAAACACCAGGCUACCGGCUGGAAACGAGAGCCUGAUAUACUUCACCAUCAGAGCCUGAGAUCCCCUGAAGGCCUAAAACGUGAAGUCGCGUGAUCCUCAAACCUUCCUACCAAUAUACUCCCUCCGUUCGUUUAGAUACAUCCAUUUCUGUGACAAGUAAUUCCGAACGAAGGGAGUACAUCGUCCAUUGUAUGUCACUGAUCUUAUGAGUGAAGCGGUGUUGCCGCGUCAUCGACUGUAGUGAAGCGGUGUUGCCGCGUCAUCGUGGCUACACGCUGCCGAAUUUGAUGAUGUAUGCAAAUGAUGCACACUGGUUUUAUCUUUUUCCCCCUCCCAGUGGGCUUAUAUAUGGUCCUUGAUAACGAGACGCACAUCUAUAUCCUGUAAAAAUGGUAUGAAACCAUUGAACACUGAACUCGCGUGUUUCCAUUGGUUUGUAGUUGUUGAGUAUAUUUGAUUCAUUAGAAACAUAAAAUAGACUAGGAUUUGUCCUGCCUUGUCUUAUA